CGGGUUCAAAACGUUCAAAAGGACUUAGAAGAAGGCAGCUGACAUCUUCUUCCUCAAAGCCUCAAGGGCAGUCUUCGAGAGUCGUUGACACUCCGACCAAUGUCCUUGCUUGUUGCACUCCCACCAACCACGAAGAUCGAAUUUCUCAAUCAACCAAAAAUGAAGUUGACAACUGACAACCCUUUAUUUUCACACACGUGGGAUACCCUUGACAACAAACCCAUCAUCGUCCACAAGACCCUCCAUCAAGCUUUCGCAUCAGUAUAAGAUUGCACGCACAUCAUUCUAAAUAAGAUUGCAUACACAUCUCCUGAAGAAACCUCAUUAAUAUAUUUGAUUGAACACACUUAAGAAAGAAAUCAUGGCUGAGAGCGAUACAAGAUUCCGAGGAAAGACCAUUGUCAUCACGGGAGCAGGAGGUCAAUUUGGCCGAGAAGGAUGUCUCUUUUUUGCCAAACGAGGAGCCAAAAUUGCCGCGUUGGAUCUGUCUACCAAGGGAUUGGAGGAAACGGCCAAGCAAGUCAAAGAGGCUGUCGCGACGGCCGAAAUUUUGACGUUGGAAUGCAACGUGACGGAUGUUACGAGUGUCCAAAACGCCAUUACAGCCACGGUGGAAAAAUUCCAAACCAUUGAUUUAUUGUGGAACAAUGCGGGAUAUCAAGGACAAAUCAAGCCCACGUUGGAAUACGAUCCAGCUGAUUUUUCUCGUGUGCUGAAUAUUAAUGUGACGGGAAUGUUUAUUGUCUUGCAAGCUGUGGCCAAGCAAAUGGUCAAACAAUCACCAUCCGACGCCUAUUCUAUUGUCAAUACGGCCAGUGUGGCCGGAUUGCGGGGAACUCCGGCCAUGGUGGCAUAUGCCAGCAGUAAAGCAGCCGUAUUGGCAAUGACGGUCAGUUGUUCGAAAGACUUGGCACCGAACAAGAUACGCGUCAAUGCCAUUAGUCCAGCUCUGAUUGGACCUGGUUUCAUGUGGACACGGCAAAACGAGCUUCAUGCACAGUCUGGGUCUCCAUAUUUCGCCACGGAUCCAGAGGUCGUGGCUAAGAACAAGAUCAACAGUGUGCCUCUCAAAAGGCUAGGAUCGAUUGAAGAAGUUGUAAAGUCGGUGGCGUUCCUGUUAAGUGAUGAUUCCAGCUAUAUGACUGGAACCAACCUUGUGGUGGAUGGUGGUAUGAGCAGUGGGCUAAAGGCGUAAAUGCCAACCAAGAUUACAUGAAUGAUUAAUCGACAAUCAGCUCGUUCACGAUACAACGAAGCAACCCGUAACCUAGCUAGCCAAGCGUUUCCUUGUUAGAAUCAUAGGCAUCCAACAUGCUGCUUCCAAAGGAGCUCGUGGCUAGUCAGCUCUGAUGCUAGCUAAACGAGGACAGCCGAACAGGCAGAAUGAGAGUUGCAUUCGAACUCGCGUGCACGGAGCACAUCAGCUGCCGCAAUUCACGAUCAUUUCAUUGUUCCUUUAUUCCUUCGCCAGCUCCGAAAAUGUUUUUUUCCAAAGCAGUGCCAAAGGGAAUCUGAUCCAAAGACAAGGACGAACCAGCAAGGUAGGUAGUAAGCUAGCUAGGAAAAAAGGAAGUGCACGUGUCCCUAAUUUUACUCUACAACAGUAGCGCUUGC
Molecule: messenger RNA, 1614 nt
Organism: Seminavis robusta
Lineage: Eukaryota; Bacillariophyta; Bacillariophyceae; Naviculales; Naviculaceae
Source: the annotation of a GenBank genome assembly